Meyerozyma guilliermondii ATCC 6260 is the source of this 1464-nucleotide messenger RNA. RefSeq lists its product as uncharacterized. Bases 1 to 1464 code for a protein of 487 amino acids. NCBI's taxonomy places the organism in Eukaryota, Fungi, Ascomycota, Pichiomycetes, Serinales, Debaryomycetaceae. The record is from RefSeq and is a predicted model, not a curated record. The transcript has a single exon. Gene Ontology annotation, molecular function: 2-oxoglutarate-dependent dioxygenase activity.
AUGGACACACUCAAGAGGAGAAAACAGGCUCUGCAGGAGGUGGCGACGAUCUCUGGGCCAUGUGACCCACAGGGGUUGUUUUCCGGCUAUGUUGUACGACGGGAGCCUGUCAAGUUUAGUGGGGUUGAAUGUGAGGUGGAAAGUGAAAAAUUUCAGGUUGAUAAAAUAGUCGAUUAUUUGGGGUAUGACGGACCUCUCAAGGUGGAGCGCCGGGAUGCCCACGGGUUUGGGGGUGGACGGGAAAGACAGGAGAUGUUUUUGGGGGAAUUGGUGGAAAAGUUGAAAGCCGACGACAGCUAUUACUUGACGACGCAGUAUGAAAGGGAGGAAAAUCAGGAAGGGGAAAUGGAAAAUCAACAGGAAAGCGAAGAAGAAAGUGAAGAUGAGAGUGAAGAUGAGGAAGAAAGUGAGGAGGAAAUUGAGGCUGGAGUCAAUGGAGAAAGUAAACUUAAUGUCACAAAGUCUGAAUUGUCUGGAUUGAAGUCUGAGUUCACUGAGCCUGACGGCUCCGAUAACGAAAGUGACAGCUCAUUUUCCGGCUCAUUCUCGGGCUCCGUCGACGACUACAUCGACCUUUCUCCCGAAGAAAUCCACUACAGAGUCAAAGAACUUUUUCAGCCUCCGCUCACUCCUCAGAAACUUCCCAUUUCUCCAUCGUUGUUUCCCACACUUAUUCCCCAACAGAUCAACCUUUGGAUGGGCCGGUGCAACAAGCGAGAACAACCCUUCAAGCUCAACGAGUCCCUACCUGAUUUGGGCUUGGGUAGGUAUGUUCCCAAUGGACAGUCGUCUGGUCUUCACCAUGACCAUGCUGACAAUCUCUACAUUCUCGUUUCUGGUCGCAAAAGAUUCACGAUUUUCCCUCCAGCUUCGGGCCCCAGUCUUGCCACCGUGGGAACUAUAAGAAAAAUCUACGAUAGCGGCAUCAUCGACUACGAACACGACAAAAAUGCUCCACUUUGGAGACACAUUCGAGACGACGGAGCAUUAGAAACGGAAGUUUUACGGUGGAAAAGUGACCGCCGGGAGAAGAUAGACGAGUCUGUGAUACUUGAGGAGGAGGAGAGACUAAACCAAACAAAAGACUCUUCGAAUUCCUCGAGUUCUUCACCCCCGUCGUUCAGCACCAUUCCUCCCGCACUUUUACACAUUGAUGAAUUUGACGAAAAAAUUCAAAAACGUCUCGCGGAUUUCGCGAACAAAACCUACCCCGAACUACUCACCACCUCUCGCUACACAGUAUGGCUACAAAAGGGAGAUAUGCUUUAUCUUCCCGCAGGCUGGUUUCAUGAAGUUACCAGUUUUGGUGAUAAUGACGAUAAUAUUCACAUUGCCAUCAAUUAUUGGUUUGCACCUCCCAAUGCUCAUAGCUUCGAAGCCCCAUACAAGGACAAUUACUGGCUGAGCGAUUUUGCACGGACUCGAGAGGCAGUUAGUGAAUGGAAAAUAAAUCAGAAAUCCUGA